AUGCUGCGUUCUCUCCGGUUCGCUGGGAGCCUCGAGGAACACACGGUGCCCUUGCCCUCCGCAUUCCGCAUUCCAUCCUUGCUGAUCAUGGCCAUGAUCCUGGAUGCUCAGCUGCAGCAGGCCAGCCUUUUCAAGAAGGUCGCUGAGUCGAUGAAGGACCUGUGCAAGGAGGUGAACUUCGACUGCUCGGAGAAGGGCAUGCAAGUGCAGAGCAUGGACAGUUCCCACGUGGCGCUGGUGUCGCUGAUGCUUCGAGGGUCUGCUUUCUCGGAGUUCAAGUGUGAUAGGCCCGUGUCGCUGGGCAUGAACGUGGACUCCUUGACCAAGAUUUUGAAGAUGACCGGACCUAGCGAUUCGUUGAAGAUCCGGCACAAGGGCGACACCGACGUGGUCAACUUCCAGUGCGAGGGCUCGGACGACCGCAUCUCAGAGUUUGACCUCAAGCUGUUCCAGAUCGAGAACGAGCACAUGGAGAUCCCAGAGCAGCACUACAAAGUGGUCGCGAAGAUGCCCUCCAGCGAGUUCCAAAAGAUCUGCAGGGACCUCAAGGAGUUUGGGGAGACCCUGCACUUGACCGGUGACAAAGAUGGGCUCAAGUUCGUUGUGCCACUUGCCUUUACAUUUCCAUGCUUGUCCGGUGACAUCGGAAGCGGCAACGUGCUGCUAAAGCCGCGGGAGACGGACAAGCCAGAGGACAAGGUGUCUCUCACAGUGCACGAGCCGGUUACCGCUGCCUUUGCCUUGCGCUACUUGGUGAACUUCUCGAAGGCAUCGCCCCUCUGUGGCUCCGUCACCCUGGGCUUUGCCCCGGAUGCACCCCUGCUGGUGCAGUACGACCUCGAGACGGAGGACAAGGGCCACAUGAAGUUCUACCUCGAACACACGGUGCCCUUGCCCUCCGCAUUCCGCAUUCCAUCCUUGCUGAUCAUGGCCAUGAUCCUGGAUGCUCAGCUGCAGCAGGCCAGCCUUUUCAAGAAGGUCGCUGAGUCGAUGAAGGACCUGUGCAAGGAGGUGAACUUCGACUGCUCGGAGAAGGGCAUGCAAGUGCAGAGCAUGGACAGUUCCCACGUGGCGCUGGUGUCGCUGAUGCUUCGAGAGUCUGCUUUCUCGGAGUUCAAGUGUGAUAGGCCCGUGUCGCUGGGCAUGAACGUGGACUCCUUGACCAAGAUUUUGAAGAUGACCGGACCUAGCGAUUCGUUGAAGAUCCGGCACAAGGGCGACACCGACGUGGUCAACUUCCAGUGCGAGGGCUCGGACGACCGCAUCUCAGAGUUUGACCUCAAGCUGUUCCAGAUCGAGAACGAGCACAUGGAGAUCCCAGAGCAGCACUACAAAGUGGUCGCGAAGAUGCCCUCCAGCGAGUUCCAAAAGAUCUGCAGGGACCUCAAGGAGUUUGGGGAGACCCUGCACUUGACCGGUGACAAAGAUGGGCUCAAGUUCGUUGUGCCACUUGCCUUUACAUUUCCAUGCUUGUCCGGUGACAUCGGAAGCGGCAACGUGCUGCUGAAGCCGCGGGAGACGGACAAGCCAGAGGACAAGGUGUCUCUCACAGUGCACGAGCCGGUUACCGCUGCCUUUGCCUUGCGCUACUUGGUGAACUUCUCGAAGGCAUCGCCCCUCUGUGGCUCCGUCACCCUGGGCUUUGCCCCGGAUGCACCCCUGCUGGUGCAGUACGACCUCGAGACGGAGGACAAGGGCCACAUGAAGUUCUACCUCGAACACACGGUGCCCUUGCCCUCCGCAUUCCGCAUUCCAUCCUUGCUGAUCAUGGCCAUGAUCCUGGAUGCUCAGCUGCAGCAGGCCAGCCUUUUCAAGAAGGUCGCUGAGUCGAUGAAGGACCUGUGCAAGGAGGUGAACUUCGACUGCUCGGAGAAGGGCAUGCAAGUGCAGAGCAUGGACAGUUCCCACGUGGCGCUGGUGUCGCUGAUGCUUCGAGAGUCUGCUUUCUCGGAGUUCAAGUGUGAUAGGCCCGUGUCGCUGGGCAUGAACGUGGACUCCUUGACCAAGAUUUUGAAGAUGACUGGACCUAGCGAUUCGUUGAAGAUCCGGCACAAGGGCGACACCGACGUGGUCAACUUCCAGUGCGAGGGCUCGGACGACCGCAUCUCGGAGUUUGACCUCAAGCUGUUCCAGAUCGAGAACGAGCACAUGGAGAUCCCAGAGCAGCACUACAAAGUGGUCGCGAAGAUGCCCUCCAGCGAGUUCCAAAAGAUCUGCAGGGACCUCAAGGAGUUUGGGGAGACCCUGCACUUGACCGGUGACAAAGAUGGGCUCAAGUUCGUUGUGUCCGGUGACAUCGGAAGCGGCAACGUGCUGCUGAAGCCGCGGGAGACGGACAAGCCAGAGGACAAGGUGUCUCUCACAGUGCACGAGCCGGUUACCGCUGCCUUUGCCUUGCGCUACUUGGUGAACUUCUCGAAGGCAUCGCCCCUCUGUGGCUCCGUCACCCUGGGCUUUGCCCCGGAUGCACCCCUGCUGGUGCAGUACGACCUCGAGACGGAGGACAAGGGCCACAUGAAGUUCUACCUCGCGCCGAAGAUCGAUGAGUGA
Symbiodinium natans is the source of this 2550-nucleotide messenger RNA. The record is from the annotation of a GenBank genome assembly. NCBI's taxonomy places the organism in Eukaryota, Dinophyceae, Suessiales, Symbiodiniaceae.